This is a messenger RNA of Cyphomyrmex costatus, 1970 nucleotides long. Its product is annotated as cytochrome P450 4C1-like. Lineage: Eukaryota; Metazoa; Arthropoda; Insecta; Hymenoptera; Formicidae. The coding region runs from base 1 to 1899 and encodes 632 amino acids. The transcript has 12 exons. The record is from RefSeq and is a predicted model, not a curated record. Gene Ontology annotation, molecular function: monooxygenase activity; heme binding; iron ion binding.
AUGACUAUAAGGAAAGAUUUGUCUUUAAAGAAUGAGCAUUUUCACAGUAAACUGGAGGAGCCAACAACGCGCCGAGACGAUGACGACUUCUCUCUGGUAACUGUAACAAGCAUUUCCCUUCAAGAGAGCACAGGUAGCACCUUCACUGGAUCAGUCUAUACGAAUUGGGAAGAGAAAUUCGCUUGUCGCUCACUACAGGGUCGAGGCCGCGUUUUCAGUUAUCGAAAGAGAAGAACUCACUUCGGCGAUGGAAUUUUCAGCGCACCAGCUGGCGUUUGUCCGCGUCACGUUACUUCAUCAAUCAUUCGUCGUAAUACAGGCGAUUCUCGGCUCGUCUUCGUCUGGCCGCAGAAAGCCAGCAGGAGUCGACUUUCAAACGUCCUUGUACCUCUUCUACGUGGCAUCCUAGUUGGACUAUUGUUCGUGGACGCUCUUCAUCUAUGGCCUGGAGAAUUCUUACCCACGUGUCUACCAUCGACCAUGCCAAUUACUUUACCACCGGUCAAAUGUAAUGUUAUUGAGCCGCGUUGGUACGAUAAUAGUCGCACAAAACUGUUUCUAUCAUAUAUAGAUAAAUUUAAAGAAGGGAUAUUUAUUUACUGGCUUGGAACCAAACCUUUUAUUAACGUGUAUAAACCAGAAUAUUUGGAGCUUAUUUUUCCUAGCACCGUAAAUAUCACAAAAGGAGACUCUUAUAAUCUGCUGAAACCUUGGUUGGGCAAUGGACUUUUAACAUCUACAGGUAAACAAUGGUUCCAUGAUAGAAAACUCAUCGGGCCAACGUUCCAUUUCAGUAUAUUAGAACAAUUUGCUGUGAUUUUGUCUGAAAAAGCAGAGAUCCUCACAAAGUGCCUCGAAAGAAAAAUAGAAGAUAAUCCAGAGAAAGCCAUUAAUAUUCUUUCUUUUAUAACCAAUGCUACUCUUGAUAUAAUCUGCGAAACGGCAAUGGGUGUAGAUAUACAUGCUCAAGAAGUUGUAACCAAAUAUAUAUCAACAGUACAUCAAGCCUCUGUGUUAAUAAUGAAUCGAAUAAUUCAACCGUGGUAUUGGAUCGAUUGGAUAUACUUUUUAUCACCUGCAGGGAAACAGUUUAAAUCAAGGCUUAAUAUAUUACAUGAAUUUACAAAAAAGGUGAUAAGUAAGAGAAAAUUUGAGCGACAGUCGCAAAACACAAAACUUGAAAAUGAAGAUAGUGAAUUUAAUAUUGGUAAGCGAAAAAGAGAAGCAUUUUUAGACUUAUUAUUAGAUCAAAACGAGAAAGAUAACACUCCUUGGACUGAUGAUGAAUUGAGAGCGCAAGUCGAUACAUUUAUGUUUGAGGGACACGAUACAACUGCGGUUGCCAUAACCUGGGCAUUAUUUCUGUUGGGCAAUAAUCUCGAGCAUCAGGAAAAUGUUCACAAAGAACUCGAGGAAAUUUUCAGAGAUUCAGAGGUACCAGCCAAUACAAAAGAACUGUCGCAAUUAAAGUAUCUCGAAAGAGUUAUAAAAGAGACACUUCGAAUAUUCCCAAGCGUACCUUUAAUUAUGAGGGAAUUAGUAGAGGAUGUAAAAAUAGAUAAUUAUACACUUCCGAAAGGUAUCUCAGUCGUGUUAGCGAUUGUAUUAGCACAUCGAAACCCAGCAAUUUGGCCGGACCCAUUGAAAUUCGAUCCGGAUCGUUUCCUUCCAGAGAACUCGAAGAAUAGAAAUCCGUAUGCUUAUGUUCCGUUCAGCGCUGGACCGAGAAACUGUGUAGGCCAAAGAUUCGCUCUACUCGAAGAGAAAAUCGUGUUGACUGCAAUUCUCAGGAAGUGGAGAGUGAAAAGUGUGAAAACAUUAGACACGAUCGAGUACGGCGGUUCUCUCAUUUUGCGUCCAACUGAAAAAGUAUUUAUGCAUUUUACGCCGAAGAAAUAAACAGUUUCAGCAAAUAAGAUAGAUUAGGGUACUGUAAAUUUCAGAGUACCAUGGAUCAUUGAUCUUAGAGA